Messenger RNA from Conger conger (European conger), 396 nucleotides. Its product is annotated as ornithine decarboxylase-like. NCBI's taxonomy places the organism in Eukaryota, Metazoa, Chordata, Actinopteri, Anguilliformes, Congridae. The record is from RefSeq and is a predicted model, not a curated record. The transcript has 3 exons. Gene Ontology annotation, molecular function: ornithine decarboxylase activity. Gene Ontology annotation, cellular component: cytoplasm. The coding region runs from base 1 to 396 and encodes 131 amino acids.
AUGAACUCUUUCACUCCAGUGGACCUUGACCUCACUUUCCCGGAGGAGGGGAUUUGUGCCCAGGACUUCAUUGAGCAGAGGAUCAAUGAGUCAUCCAUGUUGGGAUCCAAAGAUACCUUCUACGUGGCGGACCUGGGGGACGUGCUGCAGAAGCACCUGAGGUGGGUACGUCCCAUGCCUCGCGUCAUACCCUUCUACGCCAUCAAGCGCAAUGACAGCCGAGCCGUUGUCAUGACAUUUGCCACCCUGGGGACAGGGUUCGACUGUUCAGCAAAGGCUGAGAUCCAGCUGGUGAAGUCUCUCAGAGUGGACUCCUGCAGGAUCAUCUACACCAACCCCUGCAACCACAUGAAGUACGCCUCUGCCCACAGGGUCCAGAUGAUGAUGACCAGAUGA